GCCAAUGAAUGAAAGCAUAGAUGAAGAGAGAAAAGCAAGAGCCGGUCUACAGGAGAGGGACAGACCAGGACUAGCCAGACCAAACACAACAACAAGCAACAUUAAGUACACAGCAGCUGCACAGAAAUGGAGAAGAAGUAUGCAGACUUUUCAGGCAAAUGGAAAAUGAAGUCUUCGGAAAACUUUGAGGAACUUUUAAAAGCACUCAGUGUGAAUGUGUUUCUGCGUAAGAUCGCGGUGACAGCGGCCUCCAGUCCGGCUGUGGAGAUCACUCAACAGGACGAGACUCUGUCCAUCAAAACCUCCACCAGCGUCCGCACCACAAACGUCUCUUUCACUGUGGGACAGUCCUUCACCGAGGCCACAGUAGACGGGCGUCCCUGCACGAGUUUUCCGAAGUGGGAAACGGAUCAGAAAAUCAGCUGUGAACAGACUCUACAGAAGGGCGAUGGACCCAAGACCUCCUGGACCAGAGAACUGACCAACGACGGGGAACUCAUCCUGACGAUGACUGCGGGGGACGUGGUCUGCACCAGAGUUUAUGAGCGGGAAUGAAGGAAAUUACAAAGUGCUGCUCAUACAAUACUUCACAUUUGCUCUUUUCCUCUUCAGUCUCCCAUCGACCAGUCCUGUGUUCAGGUCCGAAGAGUCUCAGACCAAUCUAUUAAGGAAGAUCAGGAAUCAUUUUAAAUAUACAAUAGAUUUAAAUAGAGGUGUAUAUCACACGUCUAUAAGAUAACUGUCAAAUCUAAAAUCUUUUAAUCAAUAUUUUGUACACCUGAACACUUACUUUUAUUUUUCAUUUUUGUGCAAUGCUUGAGCAUCAACUACCAUAUUUAAAGGCAAGUUUGAUUAUCAUCACUGUUGAUUCAUUCAUGUUAUCAUUCACCUCUAAUUUUAAAAUGACAAAAUACUGCUAGAGAAGAUAACCUUAAUAAGGCGAGACACUGCAGGUGAAUAAGAAAAAAAAUCUGCUGUAGUUUACUAAUAUAAUUGUAAGAAAAAAUGUAUUAUAGUUUUUCAUCAUGUGUUGUUUUAAUGUAAAGAAUAAGGCAUUUUAUAUGUAAGAAUGGCGAAAAUUGACCAUUUUUGGGACAUAGAUACAGCCAGGUUUCAAUUUCUUGCUUCAUUUUGUUUAUAUAUUAGAAAGAAAAUUAAAGAAAAUCUUUAAAAAUUCAAAUUGUGUCAAAUUUUUGGAGUUUAAACUUUUAUAAAUCAGCCUUGGAAUUAGUUAUCAAAAAAUCCUUCUGUACGUCUCGUCAAAAUUUUGUUAAUUACAAGACUAUAAAGCUUGGUGUAUGUGGGUGCUACUGUGAUCCAUAUGUCCCUAUGAGGGAAAAAUGCAUUUUGAGAAAACCGACCGCCUUUGAAGUUGGACGCAAGUUGAUUCAAUUAAACAUUAAAACAUCUUUUGAUGCAGAGUGGACAAUUUUCUUGUUGUCAAAUUUGUAGGCUAAGAGGCCAAACUAAACAAAACAAAAAAAAAAAAGGGUUUUGCCUGUAUUGUCUCCCCUUAUUUGCUGUGACCAAUUUAUUUUGUAUAAAAGUACAUUUAUUUACAGCUGGCAUACCUCAGUAAUCAGUGAUUUAUAGGUGGUCAUUUUUAUUAUAACUUAAUGCACUCUGGUUUAUUGCCUGCUCAAGUCCAUUGCCUCUCACUACUUAAUUUCCUGCCUGUCUACUAGCUACAUGAACGUCUAGGGCGAGAUGGCAAAAACAAGGUUCAUACAAAAUAGACUGGUCCAAGAUACUUCAGUGAAACCUGCUCCAGAUCUAGUUUGAACUUUGCACUGACUAAUGACAAUGCCACUUUUGUCUUGGUUAAUUUGAGUUUUACUUAUUACACUGUUGUUAAUGUCCAUUACAUUCCUUUUGUUAAUAAACAUUUUUUAUAAUAAU
This is a messenger RNA of Periophthalmus magnuspinnatus, 1899 nucleotides long. RefSeq names its product cellular retinoic acid binding protein 2, b (gene crabp2b). The coding region runs from base 127 to 555 and encodes 142 amino acids. Gene Ontology annotation, cellular component: nucleus; cytosol. Gene Ontology annotation, molecular function: fatty acid binding. The record is from RefSeq and is a predicted model, not a curated record. The transcript has 4 exons. Gene Ontology annotation, biological process: fatty acid transport. NCBI's taxonomy places the organism in Eukaryota, Metazoa, Chordata, Actinopteri, Gobiiformes, Gobiidae.